Megalobrama amblycephala (Wuchang bream) is the source of this 950-nucleotide messenger RNA. Its product is annotated as prostate stem cell antigen-like. The transcript has 5 exons. The record is from RefSeq and is a predicted model, not a curated record. The coding region runs from base 65 to 664 and encodes 199 amino acids. Lineage: Eukaryota; Metazoa; Chordata; Actinopteri; Cypriniformes; Xenocyprididae.
UUUUGAUAAGAUAUAAAAUGAACACUGAAACAGGUGCGUUAUUACAUUCUCCUCCUGAUCAAAGAUGGAUCUGCAAAUCUCAGUUUUUCUUCUCUUCAUUCUUUUCACUGCAGGACACUCUCUCCGCUGUUAUGAGUGCAUGAGUCUGACAGGUUCUUGUACGGGACAAACAGAACAAACAUGUCUCAGUGGAUAUUCUCAGUGUGAGAGUUCAACAGGGAUAACAAAAGUUGGUGACAUUACUUCUAAAGUGCAGGCUAAAGGAUGUGUUCCUGCCUGUCAAAGUGGGUCCAUAAACUUUGGCCUUGUCAGGACAGCUACAUCCUGCUGUAACACAGACCUGUGUAACCUCCAAAAUGCUCCAGAACCCUCUAAUGUCCCGAAUGGAAAGAAAUGCUACACUUGUGAUGGGGAGAGCUGCUCAGCCAUAUUGAGCUGUUCAGGAGAUGAAAACCGCUGCAUUACAGCAACAGAGACUUCUGGAAGCGUGACAGCGACGGUAAAAGGCUGUAUCUCUAAAUCCUUUUGUGAUGCUACAACAGCGGUUAGAAAUGUUGUGAGCAUCUCAUGUUGUGAGGGGAACCUGUGUAACGGUGCUCAGAGUGUCUCCCAGAGCUUCCUGUUCCUCUGCUGUUCUCUGCUCUCCUACUUCCUGCUGCACUGAAUCCAGCAGCUCUUCAUCCUACAAUAAUACAUAUAUCAAAUCAUCUAUCAGAGGAAAAUAUUAGAAUUAUUUCUUUAUUCAUUCAAUAAAUAAAUCAUCUGUUUAUUUUUUGUAUUGAAUUUGUAAAACAAUAAUUGUGUUCUCAAUAUAAGGAUUUUCCUGUGCAGUUAAAGAUCACAAAAGCAACAAGAGUCUUGUCUUUGAUAACAGGAGUGAGCAAGUUUUUAAUGUGAACAGAGUCCAUAGAAGCAAACAAUGUCUUUCUUUUGUUCCAUUGAAUAAACAU